AUGAACAUACACCGCGAAGAGGCUGGCGAAGAGUCUGCGCCGUAUUUAUGCCUUCGCCAGCUUUCAAAGGACGUCAAUAUACGCCUCUCUGAGCCUUUGACCGGUGAUGGUAGUAGCUCAGCAUCCGUGCCUACCAACAUGUUUUGUGUUGCUUCUUCUCAGCGUCUUGCAGCCGCUUCUACUCGCAAUGGUAUCAACAUAUACGAUUUACAUGUUUUGCGAAAUACAUUUACUCAAGCAGAGCGCAAUGCGUCCCCAUCUCCGCCUGUCCUUUGCACACUCCCUCUACAGCCUGGCACGGGCGACGUGCUCUUUGUUAUGUUUGGUAAUUCCGACUCUUUGCUCCUUGCCGCUACGAGUCAUGGCCUUAUUUUGAUUUGGGAAACCAUGUCUUUACGAUCAUCUCCGCCAGCUCCACGGACCGUUGCACCGCCUCGUCAUGAUGCUUCUCGUGUUCAUAUGAUAGCCCCCAACCCCGGUGAUAAGAGCAGUUUGUGUGCCGUUGUCUACGGUAUGGACCUUUUGUCGCAUGAAAAUGGGAGUGCACAUAUGCUCGACUUGUUAAAAGGUGAAUGGGUGAAUAUAUUGCCGGCACAUAAUGUGACGUCGGUGAGCUGGUCUGCUCGAGGCAAGCAGCUUGUGCUUGGAGUUAAAACAGGUGAGAUAAUUCAAUUUACGCCAGAGGGCGAUGUCAAGGCUGUGUUACCGCCACCAGAGAGCGAUCGACCUCUGUACGUCGAAGACGUCCAAUGGCUUGAGAACCAUGUCUUCUUGGUCACUUACAAUACCUGUUCAUCCACACCCGAGCCGGAACCCAUCCAUGAGAACGAAGUUUAUGUGCUAUAUCGGGAUGCCAAAUCCAAUUCACUCACGUUUGCAGCAUUUCCUUACGACGUGUCCCCGCCUUUCGGCGAUAGGACUCGAUGGGGAUAUCGCUACACUUGCAUGCUUCGCGACUGGUCACCUAUGAAACAUUUCGUAUUCAUGACAUGCUCAGCGAGUACGGAUGUGGGCGUUUUAGGUUUUAAAGAUGGAUGGAAAGCACUGGUUCUUGAAGAAACGUCGCGCCCUGUAUUGCCUUUCUUAUCUGGAGAUGACUUUUGUGAUUCGUCGCCCAUGGCGCUCGCCCUUGAUUUAACGGCUGAGGACCCAGUCCCAGAUCCGAAUGCGGCUGAAAAGGGUGAAGAUCCCUCGGCAACAUUACCAGCGACUCCGAUUUUAUAUAUUUAUACUAACGAUGGCGUCCUUCUUGGAUACCAUGUGAUCUACACAGAAACCGACAAACCUUAUCCCGGUAUGAUCACUGGACAAGGCGCUAUUUCUCAUUCCCCCAAUGCUUCGACAAAUGUAUCUGCAUCCAUACCGCCAGCUUUUGCUGAGUCUGUUCAUGGCAGUACAACCCCGAACAGAACGCCAACUUUCGGAUCAACGUCAGCUUUCGGUGCUGUGUCACAACCCGCCUUUGGCUCAACAUCAGCAUUUGGGCAACAAAGCUCAUUUGGUUCAGCUUUUUCUAAUGGCAGUCCGUUUAGCAAGUUUAGCGCAAGCGGCGCUACUGCAUUUGGUGGCGGAAAUGCUCUCGGGCAAAAGCAAAUGCCUGCAUCCGGUCAGUCAACACAGCCUCCAUCUGGGCCGGCACCAGGUCAAUCCUCAGAACCUGCAUUCGGAUCCACUUCUGCAUUCGGACAGUUACAGAAACCGACAUUUGGAGCGGCUUCGACAUUUGCUCGCGCACAGAAGCCAAUAACUGGUUCGAAUUCGGCGUUUGGGCAGUUUAGCCAGCAGGGUACAGCCUCAGGACUUGGCCCAACGGCAUUCAGUGCACUAUCAAAUAAGCAAAAUGCAUUUGGAUCUGUCUCCUCACAAGGUUCUGUAUUUGGUUCAGGUGGAAGUUUCGACACUGGCAAGCCUGCCUUUGCAUCUGUCACACCAGCGCCAAAAGCUCUGCCCAAGAGUGAGGAGCCUGUCGAUGAGGACGCACCAAAGGACUCGACAUUCUCGUUUGGUGGUUUGAGCGACAUGCUGUCCAAAUCGAACACGCCAAUGAGCUCCCAACCGUCGGCGAAUCUAAACCUCUCUCACCAAGCGAAAUUUCCGUCUGAAAUAAGCCAAAACUCUGAACCUUCAAAAGCUACACCAAGUGUCUUAUCAGAGUCCUCAAGCAAAGCGUCGCAGAAUGAUUCAGACAAUCUUGAAAAAGCUGAAAGUCAGAAUUUUGAAAACUUGGAGUCUGCCAUUGUUGACGCGAAGCAAGAUGAAGCUCAUGAAGGAAAUUUUGCCUCUCUUCACGAUACCCCUACCGUACAAAAGUCUGAGCAAGCAGACAAAGUCACCUUCGAUCUAUUUAAAGGCAAGCAAGAAAAUCAAACAUCUUCGUUCAAUGAAUCAGGCGAAGGAAUCAAAGAAACAGAAAUCUCGCCCAUUAAGGCGGCAGGUAAUAACCUCGACGCAAGUCUGUCCACUCUUGCAAAGCCAUCUGAAGAGAAACCUAAAGAACCAGCUUUCUCUAUCGCGAAACCAUCUGACGAGAAGCCAAAGGAGUCGACUUCCUUUUUUGCACAACCAACAGAAAAGCCUAAAGAGUCAGCGUUCUCUUUCAGUAAACCAUUUGAAGAGAAGCCAAAGGAGUCGGCGUUCUCUUUCGCAAAGCCGACAGCAGAGAAGCCGAAAGAGUCAGCUUUCACUUUCAAUAAACCAUCUGAAGAGAAGGCUAAACAGACAGCUUUCUCUUUCAAUAAGCCAUUUGAAGAGAAGCCAAAGGAGUCGGCGUUCUCUUUCAAUAAACCUUCUGAAGAGAAGCCAAAAGUGCCAGCUUUCUCUUUUGCAAAACCACCUGAAGAGAAGCCAAAAGAGUCAGCUUUCUCUUUUGCAAAAUUAUCUGAAGAGAAAGCGAAGGAACCGGCGUUUUCCUUCGCAAAGCCGACAGCGGAGAAUCUAAAGGAGUCGGCUUUCUCUUUCGCAAAGCCAGUUGAAGAGAAACCAAAAGAGUCGGCGUUCUUUUUCAAUAAGCCAUCUGACGAGAAGCCAAAGGAACCGGCUUUCUCUUUCAAUAAGCCGUCUGAGGAGAAGCCAAAAGUGCCGGCGUUCUCUUUCAAUAAGCCAUUUGAAGAGAAGCCAAAGGAGGCGGCGUUUUCUUUCAAUAAGCCGUCUGAGGAGAAGCCUAAAGAGUCAGCUUUCUCUUUCAAUAAGCCGUCUGAGGAGAAGCCUAAAGAGUCAGCUUUCUCUUUUACAAAACCGUCUGACGAGAAACCAAAGGAACCGGCCUUCUCUUUCGCAAAGCCAGUUGAAGAGAAGCCGAAAGAGUCGGCUUUCUCUUUCAAUAAGCCGUCUGACGAGAAACCAAAAGAACCGGCCUUCUCUUUCGCAAAGCCAGUUGAAGAGAAACCAAAAGAGUCGGCUUUCUCUUUCGCAAAGCCACCUGAAGAGAAGCUAGAAAAGAAUAAAACCACGGGGAGUGAUACCGAAGUUUUCUCUCACAAAGCAUCACCUGAAAGACUAAUUGAAUCGCAAAAGCUGUCCAAGGGCAGUGAAUUCGGCACUAACCAUGCUGCUGAGCCGUCAUCCAAUGCGCUGGUGGAUAAUGAAUUGCCCGCUAUUGGUGUUUCCCUGGCUGAAUCUGUGCCUCAAAUUGACCUGACUCAAGUGGCUGAUCCCAAUGUUCCCAAGGAAGAUGAUGAACUGAAGCAAGAAUUUGUCAAAAUUUAUGCAAUAUUGGAGGAAGAGUUACGCACGCUUCGAAGGCAGACCAAACAAAGCACAGACUUUUUUACGCGGUUGAGAAUUCCUUCGACAUCACCCAAGAGUGUCGCUGAUCUAUCUAAUGCUGAUGCAUGGGUAUUUGGUGACGUACAAAGCCUCAGCUCUUUGACGAGUGAAUUCUUGCAAGCAGUAAUAGAGUCUGAAGACCAAGUGGCAGAGACACGAAAACAUAUUGCCAGUAUUGAAAGUGUUCAGCUCAAAAGUGAGGUAAAGCGAGAAGAGAUUGCGCGUUUUCUUCGUGCUAGACAGGACCCAGAUUUUGCUAAGAUGGUUCGCGUUCGACACUUGGGACCUGAGCAACUUGAAAAUCAGACGCGCCUUCGUCGCUCGUCGCAUCUUGUUCGUGAGCGACUGAGUGAACUGGGCGAGUACUUCAAUGGUCUACAAAAGUCCACUCUAAACGCCAAGCAAGGUCAAACUACAUUGCGUGCACCCACGCUCGAUACGAUUUAUCGAUCUGCUGACAAUAUUGGCCGCCUCGUAUCAGCGAGAAUUCGAGAACUAGACAAGAUGGGGCAGGAUGUUGAUGCUGCAGUACCGCGGUCCACUGUGCGUGCACGUACCCCCCAUUCGCCUGCACGGCCACUGGAUAACAUGGCUGAUUUGGACACUGCAUUGCCAGAAGUCAGUGAGAUUACCGGUAUUAACCAAGCUGGUAUGAUGCACGACAUCUGUGAUGCAAUAUGGGAAUCAAAAAAGACCCCUGUGGUGACGCGAGCAAGCCAAACCAAGUUCAUUUCUUCUGUUCCGUACCAAAUGUCGCCUAUUGUACUCCAUUGUUCGCAAGCGCCAACUUGUCAGAAAGUUCCUGUUCAGGAAUCUGAUAAAGGCAAACAAUCGGAGACGCUGGUUAUGACAGAGCCAUCCACGAAGAAUUUUCUGGCAACAGCAACGCCAAAUGGUAUUCAUGCACACAGCCCGAUGCAACCGAGGCAGAAGGUCACUUCAGCGUUUCAGCGUCUAUCUACUCUGCCCACUCUAACGUCUCACUCCAAUCCAACCAGUUCAGCUCAAUAUACAACAUUUGAAGGCCUCGUGGGACCACAGCCGACGGCAAGCUCGGAGACUCGCGACUUAACACUUGAAGAGUUUAUCGCGCAGGAUGAAGAGGACAAUGGUGACUAUACUGAAGAGGAGUCAUACGAAGAUUUUGACGACGACUUGGAAGAUGAGGAGGAGGAGGAAGAGGCUAACGAGUCGGACGCUUCAUAG
Malassezia restricta is the source of this 4971-nucleotide messenger RNA. Its product is annotated as nucleoporin NUP159. The transcript has a single exon. Gene Ontology annotation, biological process: negative regulation of protein sumoylation. The record is from RefSeq and is a predicted model, not a curated record. Lineage: Eukaryota; Fungi; Basidiomycota; Malasseziomycetes; Malasseziales; Malasseziaceae. Bases 1 to 4971 code for a protein of 1656 amino acids. Gene Ontology annotation, molecular function: calcium ion binding; protein binding.